AUGGAAUACUUUCUAGUCUUUAUUUGUCUACUUAAAUCUCUUUUACAUGUCUUUACCCAAUGCACUGUUCCAGCCUCAGAGUUUCAUCUGGGAGGAGAUUAUUUGAUAGGUGGACUUUUUGAUAUUCAUCAUGGUUCUGGCCCUGUUUAUCAGUACAGACCAGAAGCCACCGACUGCUCCAGUCAAUUAUUCAUUCUGUCAAGUUAUCGGAGGUUUCAGUUGAUGAGAUUCUCUGUAGAAGAAAUCAAUAACUCUACCAACCUCCUGCCAAAUGUGUCUCUUGGCUUUGAGAUAUUUGACCUCUGCUCAGAUAUACACAGUUUCCCAGGAACUUUCAAACUCAUCUCUGCUGAUGGCUUGCCCCAUCCAUGGAGUGGACAAUGGAAGAAUAUGUCCAAUGUAAUAGCAGUGGUUGGCCCUUUUUCAAGUACUGACACCCUGACUGUAGCACCACUGUUCAUGAUGGAUCUCAUUCCUAUAGUCAGUUAUGGAGCUGCUGCCUCUGCCUUUACAGAGAAAGCUAAAUUUCCCUCGUUUCUACGAACAGUGCAUUCCAACAAAAACAUCAUAGAAGUGAUUGUUAACAUCAUACUGCACUUCAACUGGCGUUGGGUGGCUUUUCUCAAUAGUGAUAAUGAUUUUGGAAAAGAUGGACUGACAUUGUUCUUGAAGAGAAUUACAGAGACUGAGAUCUGCUUGGCAUACACCAAAGACCUCAACGACAAUACAAAUUAUGUACAAAUGUUCAAACAAAUAGAAGCACAAAAAGUACAUAUCAUUAUUGUUUUUGCUCCAAAAUUGGCUGCUGAAGCUGUCAUUGAAUCAGCAAUACAACUGAAUAUCACAAAUAAGGUGUGGAUAGCAGCGGACACCUGGUCCUUAAAUAAGAAGCUCCCCAAAGAGAAAGGAAUCAAAAAUAUUGGAACUGUACUUGGGGUGUCUCAGCCAGUAGUGACGAUACCGGGUUUCAGUGAUUUUAUUUAUUCUGCAAAAAGCCAGAAUCAUUGUGAAAAUGAAGAACAACAUAUGUUUUGUAAUCAGGAUUGCAACUGCAGUAACCUGAGCCCAGAAGAUAUCCUUACAGAGGACCCAUCUUUCUCUUUUCCUGUUUAUUCUGCUGUAUAUGCCAUUGCACAUGCCUUACAUAAUACCUUGCAAUGUGGAUUUGACCAAUGUAAUGAUAAUAUUACAGUGUACCCACACAUGGUUCUAGCAGAGCUGAUGAAGUCAAACUUCACACUUUUAAACCAAAGUAUUGAGUUUGAUGAGAAUGGUGGCGCCAAGUUCGGAUCCUAUUCUAUAGUUUUCUGGAAUCAGAGUGGCGACGCAGAGGAGAUAGGCUUUUAUCAUUUUCAACCACGGACUAAUUUUUUCAUCAACAGAACGAAAAUUAAUUGGUACAGAAAUGAAGUACCUACUUCACUGUGUUCCCCAGAAUGUGCUGUAGGAUAUGCAAAAAAAAAAGAUGGGAUCCACAAAUGCUGCUUCAAUUGUGAAAUCUGUCCAAAUGGUACUUAUAUCAACAGCACAGAGGAUCCCUACAAAUGCAUCCCCUGUAAGGACACAGAAUGGUCUGCAGUAGGAAGUACAUCAUGCAAUUUGCGAGUGGUGGAGUACAUCCCAUUCACAGACAGUGGGGCUAUCCUGAUCAUGGUUGGGACCUGGGCCUUGGUAGGUCUCACACUAGCCAUGUCUGUUCUCUUUGCCAUAAACUACAACACACCUGUUGUCAGAUCUGCUGGGGGACCAAUGUGCUUCCUAAUUUUAUGCUGCCUCAGUCUGUCUAGUCUUAGUGUGUUCUUUUACUUUGGUACUCCAACAAUGUCCUUUUGUAUUUUAAGGUUCUUGCCAUUCAUUUUAUUCUACACUGUUUGUCUGGCAUGUUUUGUUGUUCGUUCUUUUCAAAUUGUUUGUAUUUUCAAAAUAGCUGCUAAGUUCCCCAAGCUCCACAGUUUGUGGAUGAAAUAUCAUGGACAAUGGCUGGUCAUCACUGUGGCAUUUGUAAUUCAGGCACUCUUACUUGUUAUCAGCUAUUCUUGUGCCCCACCCAAGCCCUACAAUGAAACAUUUUGGUACCCAGACAAAAUCAUACUUGGUUGUGACAUUAAUCUUAUAGCAUCCUCUGGUCCUGUGGCUUUACUUUUAUCGUUGUGCUGCCUUUGCUUUAUUUUUUCCUACAUGGGAAAAGACCUCCCAAAAAAUUACAAUGAGGCCAAAGCAAUAACCUUCUGCCUGCUCCUGCUGAUCCUCAUCUGGAUCACCUUUGCCACUGAAUACAUGCUUUACAAUGGCAAGUACAUCCAAACUCUCAACGCACUGGCAGUACUCUCUAGUCUCUAUUCAUUCCUGUUGUUUUAUUUCCUCCCAAAAUGUUACAUUAUAAUUUUUCAGCCUGACAAAAAUACACAACAGUACUUCCAAGGUCUCAUUCAGAAUUAUACCAAAACAAUUAGCCAGUAG
Molecule: messenger RNA, 2460 nt
Organism: Larimichthys crocea (large yellow croaker)
Lineage: Eukaryota; Metazoa; Chordata; Actinopteri; Sciaenidae
Product: taste receptor type 1 member 1-like
Exons: 6
Coding region: 1-2460 (819 amino acids)
Biological process (GO): G protein-coupled receptor signaling pathway
Cellular component (GO): plasma membrane
Molecular function (GO): G protein-coupled receptor activity
Source: RefSeq, a predicted model, not a curated record